Messenger RNA from Effrenium voratum, 1141 nucleotides. The record is from the annotation of a GenBank genome assembly. Lineage: Eukaryota; Dinophyceae; Suessiales; Symbiodiniaceae.
AGCGCGAAGUGGCUCAAGAUCCCCGGGCUCCGAGCUCUCCGAGGCGAUGAAAAGCGCCUUCUCCGUGCCUCCAGGAUUGGAGGUGAACGUGCACUUGGAGACUUUGGAGGAAAGCAUGCGGCAGUUGGCCCCAGACGCCUCACGGGAGACAUUGAUCCAGGUGGUGCGAGAGGUUGUGAUGAGCGAAGUGGAGAAGAUCGUCCAGGAGCGCACAGAGGCCAUGUGGGCCAAAGGCAAGCAGGCCUUCAGCGCAGCGCAGCAGAGGCAUCGGGAAGAGCUGCAGCAACUCGUGGAGGAGGUGUCUCAGUGCCACCAGAGGCAGGACAGCCUCGCGGCGGAGAACCUGCGCCUGCGGGAGGCCCUACGGGUCAUCACCAAGAAGUGCUCGCUGGCCUUUCCCGAUGAGCCGUCGCCAUCCACCUUUGCGGGAUCUGUGCCAGACUCCGGCUAUGGAGCCUUUACGCCUUCGCCCUUUACGCCUGCGACAGACUAUGGCUACAACGAGGUCUUUCUGCCGGAGGUGCCGCCCCUGCCCUUCGGAAAGCCAGGCGUGCCAGGCUCGCCAGCUCCCUUGUCCCUGGCAGAGGCGUUGGCGCCUCCGCAAAUGCCGCAGCGCACUCCACUGUCACUGGCGUCUGGAAGCCGGGGGUUUGUCCAAACCCAAACCGAUCCCAGGGAAUCCCUGGCCACAGCAUCUUCGCCUUCAGCGUCUCAAACCGGUCCGUGCGUCGAGAGCACCACCUUCAGCGUCACUAUCAACAAGGAUGCUGCACUAGGGCUGGACGUCUCACACGAGGAAGGUGGCAAGGUUCUUCAAGUGGACGGGAUACGCCAAGGCGCAGUGCAGGCCUGGAAUCAUCAAUGCCUGGCGGCCGGGGAUUCGGAGAAGGUCAUAAAGGCUGGGGACAAGAUCGCGAGCUGCAACGGUGUCUCCGAUCCUGCCAAGAUGCUGGAGGAAUGCGCUUCCCAACAGACGCUGCACCUCACGGUCAUGAGGGAGGCCUCGUCGCCUCAGCGCCUGAGGGCGGAGGCCUCCGAGUUUGUGCCUUCCUGGGAGGCAGAGUGAGGUUGUGAAAGUGAGCCCAAAGAGGGCUCCGGGGCGUGCCCGCACGGGAUUUGCACCAUGUCGGAGUUGCCACAU